Molecule: messenger RNA, 1812 nt
Organism: Plasmodium gonderi
Lineage: Eukaryota; Apicomplexa; Aconoidasida; Haemosporida; Plasmodiidae
Exons: 13
Coding region: 1-1812 (603 amino acids)
Biological process (GO): tRNA wobble uridine modification
Cellular component (GO): cytoplasm; nucleus
Molecular function (GO): tRNA binding; S-adenosylmethionine-dependent methyltransferase activity
Source: RefSeq, a predicted model, not a curated record
AUGAAAUUCGUAAAGUUAACAUCCGAUUCUUACCCAAUCAAAUACUACAGCAGAACGUAUAAAGUUACCAACACAUUGAAAAUAAAAGGAAUAGGUUUAAUUAACCAAGAUGAAGAAAGCAUAAAAAAUUUCUUGCAGAAAUUCGAUGUCAGUUUUAUGGCUUAUUUAAUAUAUGAACAAGAUGUUAUAUACGUGGAAUUUUAUAAGAAGAAGGAUUGUGCAUAUGUUUUUAACUUUUUAAACAACAACCCACUGGAUCAAUCACAUACACAGAAAAUGGAUAUAAAAGCUGAGUAUGUAAAUGUGAAAUACAACCCAAAGAGCGAUCCUUCAACUACCUACUCAAAGGAUUAUUCCCGUCUUGUAAUCGUUACUCCUCCAAGUUACAUUAACGACAAUGAUAGGAGUAGCUGUAACGAAUGGAGCGACAGGAGCAGUGGCAGUGACAGAGAGGAAGAUGUUUCUUUCGAAGCGGAUGCCGUUAGCAAAGACAUGGAAGAUGAAAUUAUCAGAAAAUAUGAAGAAGAACAGUGGCAAAAGUACACCAAGAACGAUGAAAUCAACAUAGGACAUUACUUCUGCAGAAGCACCCCUAAUAAAAUUUAUAAGUCUUAUUGCAUACAAGAUGAGAACCUGUUUUUUACUUCUGAAUUCUUAGAACGAAUAAAAAUUCUGUUUAAUGGUAGAUAUCCAAACCAAAUAUCAAUUCUCAAAUGCCACACGAAUAAAUCCGUUGAAUAUGUAAUCGAAUCUAGAUACAUCUUCCAGGAUGAAAUCGGUUUCUUAGUUCUGCACAAUGACUUACCAAUGUCUUUUCUAGAUAUCAGAAACGAAGUGAAAACCAAUCUGGUGGUUGCAAAAAACACGUUCAUAAAAAUUAAAGGCAGGAGAAGAUACGAGUUACUUUUUGGAAUUCCAAAGAAAAAAACAGUAGCAUUGGAUAGCGAGAUUUUGCACAGAAAAAAUAGUUAUUUAAUCAUUUUCAGAUUCAUUGACGAAUCUAACUUGCAAAAUAUGUUAUCUCAAAAACAUAGAAACGAGAAAGCUAAAGACCAACCACAAGAGAAGAGUUGCAUCCCGGUGAAUGUGAACCAUUACACGUCAGAUAACUUAGAACGAAAGUACGUCCUCGAUGUAUAUAAUCAAAUAGCCAAGCACUUUUGCUACACCAGAUACAAAUCUUGGAACAACGUAGAAAAUAUUAUUAACGAAGAGAGAGAAGGAAAUAUAAUUAUGGAUGUUGGUUGUGGAAAUGGCAAGAAUGUACAAGUUUCGUCUAAAUAUUUUUUUAUAGGAUUAGAUUUUAGUUUAUAUCUUUUAAAAUUAGCUCAGAAAAAACGGAACACGGAUAUCAUUCUUGCGAAUUGUGUUAACAUACCUAUGAGAUCUAAUUUGGCAGAUCUCUGCAUUUCCAUUGCAGUAAUUCAUCAUAUUGGUACACAUGAGAAAAGACGACAAGCUGUAUCUGAAAUGGUUAGAUGCACAAAAGUAGGAGGCAGGGUUCUAAUAUAUGUCUGGGCAUACGAGCAACAGGAAAAUAUCGUUGGCAACAGGAAGUUCGACUCUCAAGACAUUUUCGUUCCGUGGUACUUGCAGCAACAACACACUGUGGAAUUCAACCAAGGGGUAAAGGAGGACGAAGGGAAUAUUUCCCCUCUUCCAAAAAAAGAUUUGCUAAAAUUGCAGAGAUAUUACCACGUUUUUAAAAAAGAAGAACUAUACAAUUUAUGCUUGAGCAUCAGUGGUGUGCAUGUUGAAAAUUUCUUUUUUGAUAAUAACAAUUGGGUGAUUCUCCUGAGGAAAGUUGGAUGA